UCAGCUCGUUACUACAAGGGAGUGGGAAUUAAACGCAGAUGACAAAAUUCGGCAAAAUAAACGGAAACAUGUCAACAUACGGCAGUAGUUUCCAAUAUUCAGUGUUGCCGAAUGGAAAGCGUUUUCGAAGAGAUUCACAACCAAUAGAAUGUCUUCAGGUAAUGGAGACCACCGUUAAUGAUGUAAUUCCUGAAGACAGCUGUAACGGAACGACUUACCGUCAAAGUCCUUCUAUGUUGAAGUAUCUGCUUACAUGUACCCCUGACGAAGAGCUACCAACUACAAGCAUGGAAUGUAGCGCCGGGAAUAUCCGUAUGGAGGAAAACGCAAAUAGCCCGGAAAUGUUCGUAUGUGAAACUAAGAGAAAGAGAUCACCAUUUCGUGACCCAGAAAACAUUCUGCUUGAACUUGAUGAUGCUGUCGAAGAUAAACUGAAAAUUUUGAUUGCUAAGAGUCACGAUUCAAGCAAGACCGACAAAUCGGGAUUUCCUUCUGAUGGAAGCUCGAGCGGUUACAUAACAGCAGACUCUACAUCAUCCAAUGAACAAACAACAAAUACCAAGAAAAUGGAGGAGCUACAAAGAACACAGAACUUUAUGACAGAACAGAACAAGGUUAUGAGAAACUACAGACAUUGGGGAUCAACGUAAACAUUUUUGGACUUCCGGCAUAUAUUGUGCAUCUGGUUUGAAAAAAUAAUAAACGAAAA
This is a messenger RNA of Mytilus californianus (California mussel), 709 nucleotides long. RefSeq lists its product as uncharacterized. The coding region runs from base 39 to 650 and encodes 203 amino acids. NCBI's taxonomy places the organism in Eukaryota, Metazoa, Mollusca, Bivalvia, Mytilida, Mytilidae. The record is from RefSeq and is a predicted model, not a curated record. The transcript has 2 exons.